Fusarium odoratissimum NRRL 54006 is the source of this 805-nucleotide messenger RNA. RefSeq lists its product as uncharacterized. Bases 166 to 468 code for a protein of 100 amino acids. The transcript has a single exon. Lineage: Eukaryota; Fungi; Ascomycota; Sordariomycetes; Hypocreales; Nectriaceae. The record is from RefSeq and is a predicted model, not a curated record.
GAACCAUGUCAACGUGGGAGUUCCAAUCAUGGGGCUUGUUUGUUUUGGCCAUCAAGUGGUGUCUGUGGGAAACCACAAUCGCCUCACUGAGGUCUUGUAUUCCUUUAUGACUAGUAUUGUUGGGUCUAGUAUUGGACUUAAUGGUUGAUGCUGGAUACUUAAAGGAUGAUCUCGACGGCUUUCGUUGGCUUCCUCAACAACUCUCAAGCUUUUAAACGGCAGCAAACUUGCAGUUCAAAGACUACUCGACCUUUUGUUUAUCUACCACUGAAAACCCUACCAUCAUGCCUACACAAGGUGUCAAAUACAUGUGGACAUGUUCCAAAUGUGGUGAUGUCAACAGCUUCACAAAUGGGGAGGCCUGCAUCGAAUGCAAUCAUUAUUACAGCUCUACAUGCUGUUCCGCUUUUACUCUCCCACUCGGUGGAAAGUAGAAAUAACGUCUUGAACGCUACAGCAACUUCAUAAUGAACGAGGAGUCGCGGGCAUAUCAAGAGGUGGGAAAGGAGCGAAAUGAAUAGAUUGCCGCCUACGAGUUGGGGUGGCGGACACAUCAUGGCCUGGCUUCAAGAGACUUGAUCACAUAGCCAGACGCUUUUGAGUUGAUCAGCAGAGCUCAUAUUGAGCAAUGCCCAAUCAGACGACAGCAUCGACAGCAGCUGGUUAUGAUAUACAGCAGUGCACCAUAACGGUAUAGACAAAAUCAUGGGAAACAGUAGAUGCCUCUGGCACUGUUGUCCAAGGGAGAUAGGCGGCGUCUUGAUGGCAGUGAAUGAGCACGGCCUUAUUGUUUUCAUGGCUCUCA